CUGUAUCUUGGUAGCGACGCGCAUAGCACUGCAAGCGGAAGUGGGCUCUCUUCACGCAACCAUAGCCACAAUCCUGGUAUCAUCAGAGGCCACCACAGAUCAUCAGAAGGAAGUUUCCAAAACAGUAGCAGCGGUUUCUAUCAAAUUUCAAGUAGCAAACCCCAUCGAAGUCAUAAAAGGCAUCAUCAUAGCAAACAUGAGAAAGUAGUUUUAGUUACGUCAGCCGACAGAAACAACAACCAAGGAUCACCAAGGUCCAAACUCGGACGAAAAUUCCCCAAGAAAAAUAUUGAGAUCCAGUUCCAUCAUCAUAAAACUGAGACCAAAGCUCCCGUUAAUCAAGGACUAUUAACUACCACUACUAUAACCUCAAAUUCUACCACUGUACACAAGUCAAGCAACUAUCGCUCGAAGCAUCAGCAUAGCAAAGUUCGAAGUUGGCUCACUCCUGAAGGUCAGUCUCUAGCUAUAAUUGUCGUUCCUUCUAAGUUUCCUCCGCCUAACUACGUAGCCUUUAUUACUCUUAUCCUUUUUCCCAUUCCAGAGACAAUUCGUCUUUAUGGAUCAAGUCUCACUGAUUAUGAGAGGACUGAAAUUUUGGAUUAUAAGAAAAUCUAUUACUUCGGACUUGGUGCAACGAAAUCCACAGGAAGAAACGAAUCUUACAAUAGUGGAUAUGAUAGUCGAAAGGGGGAGUACAGGACCGUAGAGCACGAUCACAUUGCCUAUCGAUACGAAGUCCUCGAAAGUAUAGGCCAGGGGGCUUUCGGAGAAGUUGUAACCGCCUACGACCACAAGAAACACCGGAAAGUGGCCCUUAAAAUCAUUCGAAAUCGGCCGAACCUACACGAGCAGGCAAGAAUAGAAGUGAAAGCUCUGAAAGCUCUGGAGAAACACGACCCCCAUGGCAAAAACUUUACCCUUCGAAUUUUCGAUAGCUUCACCUUCAGAAAUCAUCCUUGCAUCGUGUGCGAAUUGAUAGGAGAGAAUCUUUAUGAGGUGUUAAGACGGGGAAAUUUUGAAGGCCUACCUAUGAAAACUAUUCGCAGUGUGGCCAAAUGUGUUCUCAAAUGUCUGGCUAUUCUAAGUGAGGAGUCGAUGAUCCACUGCGAUGUCAAACCGGAGAAUAUUCUUCUUGUCCCGGGAGACAAAGCCCAUGUGAAACUGAUCGAUUUCGGCUCAAGUUGUCGUGAGUCGGAACAACUGUACAACUACAUCCAAUCUCGAUAUUACCGAGCACCGGAGGUACUAAUGGGAAUGAGGUACACAGCCAGCAUCGACAUGUGGAGCCUUGGCUGCGUGUUAGCAGAGCUGUACACAGGUAAUUCUAUGGCACUUCAAUUACUCUUUUACAUCUCCAUACUCCUUCAACCUUAUUCUUUCUCCCACCUCCCCUACCCCCCUCCCUGCCCCCAGCACUUUCUGUCAUUUUAUGAGCAUAACGCAAUAUGCUUACUCUCAUAA
Messenger RNA from Rodentolepis nana, 1464 nucleotides. The record is from the annotation of a GenBank genome assembly. NCBI's taxonomy places the organism in Eukaryota, Metazoa, Platyhelminthes, Cestoda, Cyclophyllidea, Hymenolepididae.